Messenger RNA from Syngnathus typhle (broad-nosed pipefish), 7804 nucleotides. It is a transcript of the gene grin2aa, whose product is annotated as glutamate receptor, ionotropic, N-methyl D-aspartate 2A, a. Lineage: Eukaryota; Metazoa; Chordata; Actinopteri; Syngnathiformes; Syngnathidae. Gene Ontology annotation, cellular component: NMDA selective glutamate receptor complex; plasma membrane; postsynaptic membrane. The record is from RefSeq and is a predicted model, not a curated record. The transcript is spliced from 15 exons. Gene Ontology annotation, molecular function: transmitter-gated monoatomic ion channel activity involved in regulation of postsynaptic membrane potential; NMDA glutamate receptor activity. The coding region runs from base 535 to 5175 and encodes 1546 amino acids. Gene Ontology annotation, biological process: excitatory postsynaptic potential; long-term synaptic potentiation; monoatomic ion transport.
GAGGGAGCGAGCAAGAGAAAGCGUGUCCCAUGCAUGCACGCUCUGCGGGCUGCAGGAGCUCUACUGGUCCACGAAUGUGCGCGUCCAGCCUGCCUCAUCCCUUCUCCUCAGCCCCGGGACGGCAAUGAAAGCUCGGAUACCGACACCUGUGAUCUCAUAGAGGCUGCUUGAGCCCCCCCAUCAUGCGCGGGGCCGGGAGAGAUUGCAGUGGAGAAUCAGCCGCAGGCGCACGCACAAUGAAGAUUGGAUUACUACAACAUUAAUGCUCUUUGCAGCGGCGCCGUCACAAAGUGAGAACAUCGUGGGAUUUCUUUCCAUUCUUGUCAUUUUUGGGGGACACGGUGGAAAUUAUCGCUUUCCAGAUAUCGGGUGCUUUGUCCCCCCCUCCCUCCUGCUGUGCAGUGUUUGAGAGUGAGCACCAUCCGAGGCUGCACGCGUUCUCAGAGGCAAGAGGGGACUGUUGCAAUGUCAUCUCACGCAACUAUUUUGGAGCUCUGGGGAAGGGAGAUGUUGGGCUGAAGUGGUUUCGGAAGUAUGUCCCUCAGCAGCACCAGAAGCAAGAGGAGGAGUAGAAGGAGCAGCGGUUGGGCCCGUGGCAGCGGGGGUCAUGCUGUGCUGCUUUCCUUAGCUCUACUGGUGGUGGUGACCUAUAUCACCAACCCGGUGGUAGCUCAAAAGCAGCGAAGUGGAGGUGCCGCCGAGAAAGUGCCGGUCCUAAAUAUCGCCGUGAUCCUGGGCCGCACGCGCUACAUCUCGGACCGAGACAUCCGGGCACUGUGGGGGAAAGAGGAACCUAUUGACGUCAAUGUGGUCAGUCUGCUCGUGAAUGAGACGGACCCCAAAAGCAUCAUCACCCACAUGUGUGACCUGAUGUCCGGGACAAAGAUCCACGGUGUGGUGUUUGGGGAUGGCACGGACCAGGAGGCCAUCGCCCAGAUUUUGGAUUUUAUUUCCUCGCAGACGCUCAUACCCAUCCUGGGCAUUCAUGGAGGCUCGUCCAUGAUCAUGGCGGAUAAGGACGAUAAGUCAACGUUCUUCCAGUUUGGUGCUUCCAUCCAGCAGGAGGCUCUGCUGAUGCUGAACAUCAUGGAGGAGUACGACUGGCACAUCUUUUCUAUCGUUACGUCAAAGUUCCCCGGCUACCAGGAGUUCAUCAACAUUCUAAAAACAACAGUAGACAACAGUUUUGUUGGCUGGGACCUGCAGAAUAUCAUCUCUCUGGAUGCAGUGGAGGAAGACAGCCGGUCUCAGAUCAUGCUGAAGAAGGUCCAGUCGCCGGUCGUUCUCCUCUACUGCUCCAAGGACGAGGCCGUCUACAUCCUGGAGGAGGCUCGCUCUCUGGGCCUCACAGGCUUCGGUUACAUCUGGAUCGUACCUUCUCUGACCACCGGCAACCCGGAAAUAACCCCAGAAGCAUUCCCAUCAGGAAUGAUUUCGGUCUCCUAUGAUGACUGGGAUUAUCCUUUGGAAGCUCGUGUACGUGAUGGUUUGGGGAUCAUAACGUCAGCGGCAGCGGCCAUGUUGGAUGAAUACGGCGACAUUCCCGAAGCUCGAACGUCUUGUUACGGCCAGAUGGAAAAAAACAGCAAGCUGCCACCUAGCGCGCUACACAAGUACAUGAUGAAUGUGACAUGGGAAGGCCGAGACUUGUCUUUCACGGACGAUGGAUAUCAAGAACAUCCAAAGUUGGUGGUCAUUGUUCUGAACAAAGAGAGAGAGUGGGAGAAGAUGGGGAAGCUGGACAACAGCAGCCUGACACUCAAGUAUCCAGUCUGGCCUCGCUUCAACUCCUUCGGCGACGCCGAACUUGACGACAACCACUUGUCCAUCGUCACCUUAGAGGAGAAGCCGUUUGUCAUUGUGGAGGAUGUCGAGAGACUGACCGGUACCUGCAUGAGAAACUCUGUGCCCUGCAGGAAACAUAUCAAAGACAACACGACCGAGGCUGGAGGGACAUACAUCAAAAAGUGCUGCAAAGGCUUCUGCAUUGACAUUUUGAAGAAGAUAGCCAAAUACGUCAAGUUCACCUAUGACCUGUACCUAGUAACCAAUGGCAAACACGGAAAGAAGAUUAACAAUGUCUGGAAUGGGAUGGUGGGAGAGGUGGUCUAUAAGAAAGCCGUCAUGGCCGUCGGAUCUCUGACGAUCAAUGAGGAGCGUUCUGAGGUCAUCGAUUUCUCCGUCCCAUUCGUGGAAACUGGGAUCAGCGUCAUGGUGUCCCGUAGUAACGGAACCGUGUCCCCUUCAGCCUUUCUUGAGCCGUUCAGCGCAUCAGUGUGGGUGAUGAUGUUUGUGAUGCUCCUACUGGUGACUGCAAUGGCUGUUUUUAUGUUUGAAUACAUCAGUCCUCUCGGCUUCAACAGAAACCUGGCGCAGGGGAGAGACCCCCACGGGCCUUCCUUCACCAUGGGCAAAGCUGUGUGGCUUCUCUGGGGUCUGGUCUUCAACAACUCCGUCCCGGUGCAAAAUCCAAAGGGAACCACCAGCAAGUUCAUCGUGUCCGUGUGGGCCUUCUUCGCUGUCAUCUUCUUGGCUUCCUACACUGCCAACUUGGCCGCUUUCAUGAUUCAGGAAGAGUUUGUCGACCAAGUCACUGGGCUUUCUGAUAAUAAGUUUCAGAACCCGUAUGCCUACUCACCGCCAUUCCGCUUUGGAACGGUUCCAAACGGAUCUACAGAGAGGAACAUCAGGAAGAACUACCCUUCCAUGCACCAGUACAUGGUCAAGUAUCACCAAACAGGAGUUCAGGAUGCUCUUGUCAGCUUAAAAACUGGUAAACUGGAUGCCUUCAUCUAUGAUGCCGCAGUGUUGAACUACGCGGCUGGCAGAGAUGAGGGAUGUAAGCUGGUGACCAUUGGCAGCGGGUACAUCUUUGCUACCACUGGAUAUGGCAUCGCUCUCCAAAAAGGUUCUUACUGGAAACGUCAGGUGGAUCUGGCAAUUCUGGCCAUUAUUGGAGAUGGUGAAAUGGAAGAAUUGGAGGCUCAGUGGUUAACGGGCAUUUGCCACAACGAGAAAAAUGAGGUGAUGUCAAGCCAGCUGGAUGUGGACAACAUGGCGGGGGUCUUCUACAUGCUCGCCACUGCCAUGGGGCUGUCCCUCAUCACCUUUGUCUCUGAGCAUCUCUUCUAUUGGAGGCUCAGAUACUGCUUCACUGGGGUCUGCACUGGCACACCAGGUCUUCUCUUCAGCAUUAGUCGGGGUAUCUGGAGUUGCAUCCACGGAGUUCACAUCGACAUGAAGAAAAAAAACGAUCUGGACUUUAGCCCGCAAGACAAGAUGCUUAAACUGAUUAAAUCAGCCAAGCACAUGACCAACAUGUCAAACCUGGCCGGCUCUCACAUGAACUCACCCAAACGUGAGUUCAUGCACUCGGCGGGCCCGAUGAUCAUGGACAUGAUGGCAGAGAAGGGCAACUUCAUCUACGCUGACAACCGAAGCUAUGCUCCCAAAGACGUGAUGUACGGGGACACGGGGGACUUGCAGUCGUAUCUCGCUACCCGCCACAAAGACCACCUGAACAACUACAUCUUCCAAGGAGGCCAGCAUCCUCUCACUUUGAAUGAUGCCAAUCCCAAUUCGGUGGAGGUGGCGGUUACCGCCGACACGGUCCAGACCAACGCCAAACCUCCUCGGACCCUGUGGAAGAAGUCGGUGGACACGCUGCGCUCGGUGCCGCCGGGAACUUCCCCCAUGCCCGACAUGCUAAUGCCGGACCCUCGAAUGUCAAUGAAGACUCAACGCUACCUCCCCGAGGAGGCGGCCCACUCUGACAUCUCUGACUGCUCCAGCAGAGCGGCUUCCUACAAGGACCCAGAAAACAACAAGCACCUGAAAGCCAAGGACAAUUUAAAAAAAAGACCCGUGACUUCCAAAUACCCAAGAGACUGUAGUGAGGUGGAGCUCUCUUACCUAAAAACAAAACAGGUCAGUGGUGGAACCAACCAACUUGGCAGAGGACCUGGUGAGAAAAUCUACACGAUUGACUCCGACCGAGAAAUGAGCAUGCACUCGGACCCCGUCCACUACCGGGAGAGUCGUGGUCUCGCCGCCGAUGAAUUGGAAUACCCUGAAAUGUACUCUGACCACAGUGAUAAUUAUCGAAAAUGUGAUCAACCCAUCAUCCAUCUAAACUCCUCCCCGCUGCACCACGCCGAUUCCGAUCUUCUGCCCGACCCGACGUACGGCAAACACUACAGCAUGAAAGAGAAAAAUCUUUCCCCGCACGAAUCAAUCGAUCGCUACAAACAGACACACUGCCGUUCCUGUUUGUCAAAGGUUACGACUGCCGGCUACCCUCCAGGAGGGACGUUCACCCCUACGGGAUCCGCCUCGGCUUCUUCUACCCGUUCCCCGUAUAAUCGAUGCGAAGCAUGUCUCCACACAGCCAAUCUGUAUGACAUUAGUGAGGACCAGCUUCUCGCCGAUACCUUGGUUAGCCCCACCAUGCACCACCAACAACCGCAGCAGCAGCAGCAGCAGCAACCCGAUGAAAUGUUCGGUCUGUAUUGGCCGCAAACGGACGGACCUCAUGUCCAGAAGAGAAACCGCUUGAGGCUUAAUCGUCAGCACUCCUUUGACAACAUAUUACUAGAAAAGCCCAAGGAUUCAGAUCAGGGCCGACCAGCGCGUAGCGUCAGCCUCAAGGAGAAAGAUCGCUUUCUGGACUCUACGGCUGAUUCGCACUACGCCAACCUCUUCAGCAUGCGUCCCUACUCCGGCAGACUGUUUGGCAGCGGAUCUCAAUCGAUGAUGUUUAAUCACAAUCUGGAAGAGAGCAAAAGGAGCAAGUCCCUGUACCCGGCCCAUAGCUCGGAAAACCCUUUCCUCGGCCACUCGCUGAGGGACGACACCAGCAGCAGACUGAUCCACGGGCGUAGCUCCUCCGAUAUUUACAAACAGCUGGCCGUGGCUUCGCCGGCAGCGAUUCUCGGAGCAGCUCCCAUCAAAACAUGCAACGACGCGAACAAUCUCCGUUCUUCCGUUAAAUCCACCACCUCAUACUGCUCACGGGAUGGGCGGAUAGCUAACGACAUGUAUAAGAAGGAGCAUGUCAUGCCUUACGCUGCCAAUAAGACUUGUGCGUACCCAGCCUCACGCGGCGUCCUUAACUCAGCUCAGCUCAGCAAUAGACGAGUGUAUAAAAAAAUCCCCAGUCUGGAGUCAGACGUUUAGUCACAGAUAUGUUCUCAUCCCUGGAUUUGUAUUAUAAUUUCUUCAACACCGAGGGAUGUCAUAGCCACACGUUUCUUUUCUCCACAUUCUAUUCCGAACGAACCUUCGCCCGUUUGGGUGUAAAUGUACAGCUUCUGUCUUUGCAGGUAAUAUCAUUAUUUAUUUUCUACCAUGUACUGAUCACUACUAAUGUGUUGUGCCAUACCUGGUAGACGAAGAAAAUCGGGCUCCAUCACUUUAGGUGGUUUCAGAAAAGAUUUGUUGUGAUUGUAUGAAUGGAGAAACAUCAGAAGAUGCUCCCGAUCCAUAUUCUUGCUGUUGUAGGGAUUCUUUACAGGGAGACUUUAUUUGUCGUGUCGACCUGAAUUAGGGCCAUCUCAGGAGGGCAGGAUGCCACAAUAAGCCAGUCCAACAGUCUGCUGCUUAUUAAACUGACAAAUGUGGCUAUUGUGAUGCCUGGCAGAGCACAACGUGGGUGAGAUCAAAUGGACAUGAGAGGAGAAACUGAGGCUGUGGCGGGAGUAGUGUAGGUGCUACCGAUGAAUAAUGUUUACAGACUGAUUAAAAAAACAACAUGGUAGACAAGCAGAAAAGACUGAAGCAAAGUGCUGUAUUUUUUUUAUUCUAUUCAAAUAGUUUUAGAGAUUCUGCCACUGGAAUCCAUCUGUAGGCUUUGAGUGUUUGUUAGCACAGUAAUGGUUAGUUUUCAAUUGUUUUUAAAAAGCAGAGCUUUCUGAAAAGAUUUAUUUUUUUGCAUGGGAAGUUUUUUUUUUUUUUUUUCCUGUCCCCACUGUAGUUGAAAAAAACACACAUUCUGCAAAAUAUCUUUUUGUUGUUUAUACGACAAAGGGGCUCCCUUUCCCGUCAUGUGGUGGAUGGACGUUUGUACAAUCGAACCUUUGACCUUAGUAAAUCAGUGUCAUGUUUAGAGGCUUCUGCUACUGCUGCAAUAGAGAAAGGAUGGUAAAGAAGGAAAAAGGAUUCAAUCAAUUGGAAUUGUUUGAUGAAGACGUUUCUAUGACCUCCUUGCAGAUGAUUUACAGGGUACUAGUUCUUUCUGGAAAAACAGGUGACUCGAUCCCUCCCCUUCCUUAAUUCUUUACCUUCACUCAACAAUGUAGAAGCUGGUCAUCAAUUGAUUUUCAUAAACAGUCAAGCAGGGUUAUGUCUUUAUUUUUCCUGUCGUAAGUUGGAUGGAUGAUGUGAGCCAGGCAAGAUGGUAUGGUGCAAGUCAUGUGUCAUUUUGACCCAUUGUACAAUUGACUGCCCAUUUUUUUGUACUUUUCAACAAGUACAGUUGGAAAAGACAAAUGAAAAUUUCAUCUGACAUUGAUUUGCUUGAUUGGCUUCACACAGAUAAAUUGUAUCAAAUGAAAUAUAUACCUCAUGAUGAUCAGCAUUUUGAGGGAGCGUCAAAGGGGCUGUUUUGUCGAAAAAUGUUCGCAGUGGCUCCUUUUGACACGUCAAGGUCUUCCAUUUGAGGAGGGAAAACGGGAUUAGGUUCAUGGAGUAGGACGUGGCUUUGCUGUUUCACCUCGGGGCCAAAAUGUGCACUAUAAAAAAAUGAAAGAUGUUACUUAAAUGUUCAAAAAGUGAACCACCCUUUUAUGAAUAUGCAUUUUUUGUGGUUGAUUUGUUUUUUUUUAUGAUGGUAUUUGACUGGAAUUCAGUUGAAGCUCAAUGACCACAUCAUAUCACCCUUUCUUACUCUUGUAAUACUACCUUCUAUUGCUUCAGCUUAACCCAAUGACUGCUGAUUUUUUUUUUCUUAUAUGCAUAUUUAUUAUUAACAUAUAUAUCUCCACAUGCUGCUUGUAUGAGCUGAUGAGUGAACAAUGUUCAAAUGUAAAAAAAUAUAUAUAUAUAAAUAUAUAUGAUACAUAUAUACACGUAUAUAUAUAUAUAUAUUAUACGUAUAUAUAUAUAUAUAAAUAUACGUAUAUAUAUAUAUAUGUAUAUAUACAUAUAUAUGUAUAUAUGUAUAUAUAUAUAAAAUGAACCCUUGCAUUUUAUGAUGGACUCAUGGCAAUAUUUUUCAUUCUUUCUACUUUUGCAGAACUGUCAUGUAAACUGAUGCCGUUUUAUGUUGGAAGGCACCCAAACACACCCUCGUGAUAACAACCCUGCUCUUUUUAAUGGCAAAAAAAAUGUAUUUUAAUUACAUCUAAUGAUAAAUAAUGAGGUGAUGGCAUGCAACCCCAGAUGUAAUAAUGUUUUCUGUUUUGUUUCAUUUUGUCAUGAUUGUUAUGAUCACUAAUGCUUUGUAACCAGGCGUGCGUAUAUACAUAUUUGAGAGAGAUUGAGGGGGGGAAUUCUUAUCUACGUUAAUGAAGACGCUGCUGCUCUUUUGGGGGAGGAGGUGUAUUCCGACUCACUCGUUGGCGUGAGGGGUCAUUAUCAGGCCCCGUUUUGCCCAAUGGGAUUACAGGUCAGAGGUCAGGGCUUAAUUUGGCAUGGUGGGACAUCUUUGCUCUUCCUCCAUGGCAGGUGAGAAUUGAAAAUGUAUCACCAGCUCUCCUUCUCUCUUCCCACUCCUUCAUGUAUAGUCAGGACUUCAACUGUGAAGAAGACAAAAAGAAAAAGAAAAAAAAAAAAAAACCUUGACCUUUGAGUCUGCUCACCCUCCAAA